Messenger RNA from Dovyalis caffra, 402 nucleotides. The record is from the annotation of a GenBank genome assembly. NCBI's taxonomy places the organism in Eukaryota, Viridiplantae, Streptophyta, Magnoliopsida, Malpighiales, Salicaceae.
AUGGAGAAGAAGAUGAAGGAUUGUGGCUAUAAGGUUACGUUAGGUCGGAGCGAGGAGGUAGCUAGGCUGCAGAGCUACUUCGAGCUCGAGCAAACAUGCUCGGCAUGGGAGGCCAAUGCUAGCUCGUGGUUUGUUAUAGGUGGAGCUGGAGCGCACGUGGUAAGGUUAGGAGUUGCGGGCGAUGUGAGGGGUUACUGUGGAGGCUAUGGACGAGGGUGCUUACAAAAGGGUGGUCAGGCAUGGGGUGAGAGAGGAUUGUUUUUGGGGGCUAUAGUCGAGGGUGCUCGCGAGAAAGUGGUCGGCUAUGGGGCGAGAGAGGGAUGUUGUGGGGGGCUUGCGAGGGGAGGUUUUUUCGCAAUGAAAAAGAUGAAAGAAAGGGAUUGCUAUGAAGGAAAGUUUUAG